This is a messenger RNA of Thermothelomyces thermophilus ATCC 42464, 1776 nucleotides long. RefSeq lists its product as uncharacterized. The transcript is spliced from 2 exons. Bases 319 to 1341 code for a protein of 340 amino acids. NCBI's taxonomy places the organism in Eukaryota, Fungi, Ascomycota, Sordariomycetes, Sordariales, Chaetomiaceae. The record is from RefSeq and is a predicted model, not a curated record.
GAACCAGGAAGCUACUAAGUAGCCGUUCAUACGACGAGCGCGAAUAUGGCGAUAAUAGAACGAUUUCCUUUUUGCUUCCUCCAAGCACAGUCAGCGGUCUAGAGGAUCGUCACCAGAAGAGAGCCACAACACUCGCGGCAAGCGUCGCCCUGUGGCACCCCCCGCUCGUUGUAAUUCCACCAAUCCGGCGGCAGCUCUCGACGACAGCGACAACUAGCGGCCAUAAGCUGCAAGAGCUUCGCUUCAUCUUCUCUCGCAUCGAUCCUCAGCACGACUUUACCGCCCAGUGCGGUUUCCUCUCCUCACCAAUCCGUCACAAUGGCCGACGCAGCAGCUACCAUACCCACCCCCGAGCCCGAUGCGCCCGAUGCGCCAGCCGCGGCCCCCGUCGCCGACCUGCCCUCGGGCGAGCCCAUCCCGUCCUCGACACCGCCCUCCAAGACUCCGAAGCGCCGGUCGAUCCCGCUCGGCGCCCUGCUGGCCGCCCUGCCCUCCAAUGUCGACGCCUUCCUCACCCGACUCGACAAGUGCCUGUCCACGCCGUCCGGCAUCGACACGGUGAUGCUCCUGCUCUGCUACACGUCCAAGACCGGCGCCUCCGUCCUGUCCUCCCUCUCCCAGUCGGCCCUGCGGCGCUCGGCGCGCGAGUGGAUCGCCCUGGUGGCCUCCCUCCCGCGCGGCACCACCGUCGUCUUCUCCUCGCCCGCCGCCGCGGGCAACACCAAGGCCACCGUGCCCCCCGUCGCCGCCCUGGCCCUGCUCCUCUCGAAACGCCUCUCCGCCCUCUCCUCCCUCCUCAGCGAGGCCCGCAUGAUCCUGCGCCUCUGGGCGCUGCUGGGCAUGUACUUCUGGGCCCGCGGCCUCGUCCGCCGAACCUUGUCCAAGUCAACAACAACAACACCCGAGAAGCAGGACGGGUCGGCCCCGUCCAGGCUCGAGACGGCCAUCGAGUACCUGCGCCUCGCCCUGUGCGUGGCCUUCCAGGCGCUCGAGAACGGCGCGUACCUGUCGUCGCGCGGCGUGAUGGGCUGGUCGCCGGCGCGGCAGGGCGAGGCGUACCGGUGGAGCGCGCGCCUGUGGGGCGCCUACGUCGGCAUCGAGAUCGGGCGGCUCGCGGCCGAGCGGUUCGGGCCCGCCGGCGCCGACGGGACCGCCUUCGCCGCCCGCCCCCCGCACGAGAAGAGCGAGUGGGCCAAGAAGAUGGCCCGCCAGCUCGCCUGGGCCCCCCUGACGGUCCACUGGGGCAGCGAGAAGGGCCUGGUGAGCGAGAUGACGGUGGGGCUGCUGGCGAGCAUCCCGGGCGUGAUCCAGAUGCGGGACCUGUGGGCUUCGACGGCCUGAGUUUUGGGUUGUCUUGUUCGUUAUGAUGGUGAUGGUGCUGGUGCUGGUACCGGUGCUAGUAUCGCCUCGAAGAACUAGCGGUAUUCAGGCUGGGAGAGUUCUCAUGCGAUGGUCCAAGUUUCCAACGGCAUCGGGCAACAUGUCAAGCUAUCUAAUUACAGCAUGAUUUUUUCGCAAUGUCUGGCCUCCGUUACUUGUAAAUGGUUAAUUUUUCUGUGUGCUUCCUGGUCUGAUGUGUUUGAACUCUCUCAUGGCUAUUCUAUCCCACCUGCUCUGUCACACGGUUCGAGAGUCCCUUCUUCCCUCCCCCCUCUGCACUUGCGAGUGCUCCCAUCCAACGAUGGCUACCCAGGUAUUCACUAAAUGACCCACGAGCUCGUGAACCCAAGCUAGCUAACUAAGGUAGUCUACCAGCUAAGGAGGCCCCCGAUAGUG